Macrosteles quadrilineatus (aster leafhopper) is the source of this 2055-nucleotide messenger RNA. RefSeq lists its product as uncharacterized. The record is from RefSeq and is a predicted model, not a curated record. Lineage: Eukaryota; Metazoa; Arthropoda; Insecta; Hemiptera; Cicadellidae. Bases 123 to 698 code for a protein of 191 amino acids. The transcript has 3 exons.
GUAACAUAAUAUUAUUGUGUUUAAUAGGUUAAUGAGAAGACAAUUCCUUCAAAAGUUUCAUUUCCGAUGUGAAUAUAGACACCUUCUCUUAAACUUAUUUUUCUUCAAGAAAAUCAACCAAAAUGGGUACUAUGUUGGUUAACAACAAUUAUUUUAGGCAGAGACUUAGGCAAAUGGAAGAAUUGUAUCCAGAACCUCCAGCCCUAGGAGAUUGUGAUUGCACGUCAUAUUCAUAUUUUGUCCUCUCAGUUUUAUUUUUUACUUUUGGAUCUUUUAUAACAGUGUUGGCAUUAAGUGGGGGUGAUUAUUUGUACCUCCACCUCGGUCAUAUGUGGUUGGUAGGCCCAAUAUUAUGUUGUUCUGGAAUAAUGGUUGCAGUAAAAAUCAUUUUGUACUUGAGAAGAAAGAGUGUUAUUCAGAUGCUUUUACGGCAGAGGACUUUAUUAAGGGGACUACAGGAGAUAGCACAACAGGGCCAGCAUGGGGUUUGUACUCUCUCUGUUAUGACGAGAACUCCAAGCACUUUGACUCUGCCUCCCUCCUAUGAUCUACUAAUGGGGGCAGCCGUCGGACCUUCAGAACCCCCACCACCCUCGUACGAGGAAGCUAUGUUCCUCAUUGGUGAUGAAAAGUCAAGAGCUCUGCUUGAGAACAGGCAAAAUACAACCAUUGACAACCAAGGAAAAGAAACCGUUUAAAAGCCUACAUUUCACUUAGUAAGUUAUAGUUUUACACAGUGAUGAAUUUAACAAAUCUUUUAGCUUUAAUUAGACCCAUUGUUCAUUUUUAACUUUUCAUUUUGUAGCUCUUGACCUAGAAUAGGAUGCAAAAGACAGUUGUAAGAUUUAUCCAUCUUUUUGUUAAAAAUGUUAUCUUUUUGAGUAUCCAAUAAUAAAUUAUGUAUAUUAAGAUGCUGUUUUCUUAGGCUUAUAUAAUAUUGGUUGAUUAGGUCUCUUUAAUUUGUUUACACUUGUUAUAAGUUGUAAUAUCUGUAAUUUAUCAUUGUAUUUAUUUAUAACUACUGAUGACUGAGUUCAAAUCAUUCAGUAUUAAAAUUGAUAAAUAUGUUAAUUAUGGUUAUACUGGUGCUUUAACGGUCCAACACUUUUGUGUUGGUUGUAGUUACUUAGUAAAAUAAGGCGCAAAUAUUUUAAUAUUGGUUUUUUCUAACAAUUUGUAUUGUUUUCUCAUGUUUACAAUAAGAGUCAGGAUGGAUGAUGAUUUUUUAACAUAAUGAUCAUGAGACGCAAACAGUACCACAUUGUUUUGUUACAAUACAUAUUUUACAUUUUAAUCCCAUUUGGGUAAACUUAAUCGUCUUUCAGUGAUGUGUGUGUUUUUUCUUCUUUAAAGAAAGGAAAUUGGACAAGGGUAAUUUACCAUCAGUUUGCAAAAACACAGAUUAGAUUUUCAAUUAUUAUAUUUUAUGAAUUUUUCUUCUUUAUGCAAUUUUAAAUUUAUACCUUAAUUUCUUCAAAGAUAUUUCAAAACUGCUUGUUUUAAUCCAUUUUAUAAAAAAAUUUUACAAUUACUUAUUGAUAGGCCUAUAUCACGAUUGUACUGAUUUUUAUGAAGGUUCAUUGUUGACUAGGUUAAAUGCUGUAGCCUAACAAAUGAUACCGUGGAAAUUUUCCAUCACUGUAAAAGACACUUUAUAAUCACCAUUGAAUCUUUUUUCAAUCUUAAGGAGUAUUUAGGUGCUACAUCUACAAAAACAACUUAUAAUAUUUUCAAAACUUUGAAAAUAUCUUGUCUACCUUGUUAACAUAUGUUGUAAACUAUGGUUAAACCGUAAUACCUACCAUAAAAUUUUUAUUCUUAUAUAGUGUCCUACAUUGUACAUUAGCUUAGUAUUUUAAACCUUUUUGGCCUUUUUAGGCGUAGUCCUUAAUGCGUGUAUAGUGUUAGUCUAUGUAGCAUAACUUGUACGAAGUUUAACAAUAUUGUGUAAAAAUAUCAGAAUAUUUACUUAAAUAGGACUUGUUUUAAGUCAUAUAGUGAGAUCUAAGGUAUUAUUGUUAGACUUGACAUUAAAUAUAUAUUUUUCUCACUUUU